UAGAAAGGUAAACAGGACACUCUUAUCUAGGAUCCAGGUGCCAAGGGGAGGGCAGGGUAUAAAGAUGCAGGGAAUUGAAGGACGGCCACUAGGAAUUGGACGCCUGACGAAAUGAACCUCGCCCUUCUCCUAGUCCUCCUGGCAUCAGCGGGCACUGCCCAUGCUGCCGUCCUCCGGAACCUGUGGCAAUUCCGUAACAUGAUCAAAUGCACCAUGCCAUCCAGUGACCCCCUCAGGGAUUAUAACAACUACGGCUGCUACUGCGGCUUGGGGGGCAGCGGUACGCCAGUUGAUGACCUGGACACCUGCUGUCAAAUCCACGACAACUGCUAUGACGCAGCCAAGAAGCACCCGGCCUGCACUUUCAUCCUAGACAAUCCUUACACAAAGACCUACUCCUACACCUGCUCUGGCACCGAAAUCACCUGUACAGAAAAGAAUAAUGAGUGUGAGGCUUUCAUCUGUAAUUGUGACCGCAACGCCGCCAUCUGCUUUGCGGGGGCUCCGUAUAACAAGGAUUACAAGAACUUGAAUUCCAAACUCUGCAAGUGAUGUUUGGGGCAACCCAGUUCAAAAGGCCCUUUGCAGGCUCCUCAAGCAGGGAAGCUAUUGGAGACCCGGCUUAAAAGAAAGCUUCGUGCUGAGUUUGUUUGCUGCUGCAAAUUUAGGAGGAUUGUUUCGUGUGAUUUUUUUUAAAUGAAGGUGUGCUGGUGGGUGGGUGAUUCCCUGAAAUCUUUUAAAUGUGCAAAUAAAUAAAUAAUGAAUGAAUGAAUGUGCAAAUAAAUACCAGUAAUAAAUGAAUAAAUGAACAAACAAACAAACAAACAAACUGGGGCAGGGGCGGGGGUUGUGAAUGGAGUCUUCUACCACAAGGGGGCUCCUGCCUCCAUCCUGAGUAAUAAAAUAAUUCCAUUUUAUUUGGAAUUACAUGCACACGAAAGCUCAUACCAAAGCUCAUGCACACGAAAGCUCAUACCAAAAUAUAAACUUAGUUGGUCUUUAAGGUGCUACUGAAGGAAUUUUUUUAUUUUGCUUCGACUCAGACCAACACGGCUACCUACCUGCAAAAUAAUUCCAUGUUAGGAGUUAUCAUUAGGAAAGGAAUUGAAAAAUAAAACUGCUGUUAUGAAAGGGUUGUUGUACAAAUCUAUGUUGCAGCUGCAGUUCUGGGCGCCUCGUCUCAAAAAGGAUAUCGCAGAGUUGGAAAAGGUUCGGAAAAGGGGAAUGCAAAUGAUGAAGGGGAUCAACUCCCCUGUGAAGCAAAAUAAAAAAAAUUC
Molecule: messenger RNA, 1277 nt
Organism: Zootoca vivipara (common lizard)
Lineage: Eukaryota; Metazoa; Chordata; Lepidosauria; Squamata; Lacertidae
Gene: PLA2G1B
Product: phospholipase A2 group IB
Biological process (GO): lipid catabolic process; phospholipid metabolic process; positive regulation of fibroblast proliferation
Molecular function (GO): signaling receptor binding; calcium ion binding; phospholipid binding
Source: RefSeq, a predicted model, not a curated record